GUGAGAUAUCCUGCCUCAUAUAUGACUCCUGUGCGUGCUGAAAUUCUGUCAUCUAACGGAGACUAAAAGAGGAAAUGAGUCUUUCCGUAGCUGCUUCUUCUUCUUCUUCUUUUGCGACUUUGAAAGAGUAAGACACCUUACAUAAAAAGGUGAGAUGAGGGACCGACUGGGAGAGCUACUCUCCUCAAAGCCAGGUGAGGUCUGGCCUGAGGAGAACCAGGACAACGCCAUAAAAGAUGAAGGGGAGCACCUGGAGCAACAAGCCACUGUUUUUGAAGGCGAGGAUGUGAUGGACAUUACCUUCAAAGAGGCCCAGGCCCUAAGGAAGGAGAUGCUACUCCUCAGGAUGGACGUGAAGCGUCUGGGGAAGCAGAGCACCAGGUUCCUCACAUCCGUCAGGAGGUUCAGCAGCAUCAAACGGGACUCCAACGCACUUGGACGGGACAUCAAGGCCAGGGGGGAGGCCAUUUACAAUCGGCUUCAGAAGCUAGGGAAGCUGAGCAAAGACCUGGAGGAGGAACAUGGGCCAACAGCUGCUGUCGCUCGAAUGGUGCGUUCACAGCACGUCUCUCUAACCACCGCCUUCCACAGCGCCAUGUCAGAGUACAACGAGGCCGAGAUGGUCCAGAGGGAGAACUGCAAGAACCGCAUCCAGAGGCAGGCGGAGAUCAUGGGGAAGGAGAUGAGCAGGGAGCAGAUUGACGAGAUGAUUGAGACGGGGAAGUGGAACGUCUUCUCCGACAAUCUGCUCCUGGAGGGAAGGACUGCUAAAUCUGCUCUGAACGAGAUCGAGAGCCGGCACAAGGAGCUGCUGGAGCUGGAGAGCCGCAUCAGGGACAUUCAUGAGCUCUUCUCCCAGAUGGCCCUGCUGGUGGAGGAACAGGGCUGCAUGCUGGACAACAUAGAGGCAAACGUCUGCUCCACUCAGGACUAUGUCGCCAAGGCCUCAUUACAGAUCAAGAAGGCUGUGAAAUACAAGAAAAGCAAUCCAUGCAAGAAACUCUUCUGCUGUUGCUUCCCCUGCUGCAGAUGAGACAGCAUCUGUUCAAGUGUUUCUCAAUGUCAUCAAAAUAUCAAGAUUAGAUCCGAAUCAGUUUCCUUUGCACAUAUGCCUGUAAUAUUUCUGCUUUCAUUUUGACUGGACCUGUCUAUGUGGGACUUUGAGAACAAUUUAAGAAUGAGUUUAAGAAGAAAAAAGUCAGACUUUUAGAGAUAUUGUGGCUUUUGUGGUGAGUUUUAAAUGCUGAAUUAAGAAAGGUAUUUUAUAUAUUGACUGUGCAUUAUUUUUCAGCAAUAUGACUCUGCAAAGAUACUCAGAGGGCUCCUUUCCUAAAAAAAACAAUAAUAAAACAAAAAGAAGAAGGUCAGUAUUACAGAUAAUAUGGCCUUUAUGUUAAUUUAUUGAUCUAGACUGAAAAUAUAUGGAUUGUGCAACAAGUCUGCAGUAAUAUGGCUAUGCUAUUGUACUCAGUAGGCUACUUUAUGAAUCAAAAACCACUGUCAAAGUAUAUUUAACAUUUCUUUAUAUUGCAAACCAGUGUUAGGUGUGGAGAAUCAUUUUCUUAGAUAGAAUUAUCUGCAACUCAUGCUGCCAUGUCAUUUUAAGACUAAAUGACAAUUUCACAAUCAAAACAACUUUUGUGUAACUUUUUCCGUAUAAAGUUCCACCUGAGCUGAAAUGGUAGAAAAUACAGAGAUACAGGUGUAUCUGUUGUUUAGUAUCGACCAACAUUAACUGAUAGUACCUGAAAAAACUGUAGGGAAAAAUUGUGGCUAUUGAAUUUUUUUUAACCAGCCACUUUAUUUGAACAAGCAUCAUAAUGUAAUAAGGUAUAAUAUGAUAUUCAAAGUAUUAAAGUUAUAGGCUUUUUGAUAAGGAGAAAUGUUUCAGCUGCAUUAAUUCCCCCAACACUGCUCCAAAACACCCGCAUGUGGCUGGUGGUGGGUGCUAAUUUCCCAACCUGAUCCAAAGUAAUCAAAGCUUUGUUGCAUAAAUGGUGUUUCCACUUCAUUUGAGCCUUCAGUGAGAGGCAUGUUAAAAUGCCGUGUUUAUUGCAGCGCUGCCUCUUGUGUCAAAAGGUGCUUUUAGACAGCAGGAACUAGGAACUUUUAAGGAAUUCUUUGCUUUCCAACUGUACAUACUGGGGUCUGAAUUUAGUUCUGGGGUAAAAUAUCUACCCCUUAUGGCCAGCCACGUGUUUGAUAUUUACAAUUCCAGGUCGUAGAUCCUUUGACGAAGUACCCACAGUAGCCAAUGAGAGCGAGCAGACAGGGUAGCAUCACCAGAUUUGAAAUUGUCCUCAUGUCUGUGGUCUUCCACGGGUUUAAAUUUGUUUCAGAUUUAGAAAUCAUCUAGUGUAAGGAUGACGGGGGGUUUAGAUCUGGUCAGCGACUCUGCCAAGGACUCUCGGAUGAUCACACUGAUCAUUUGUAUUCUUCUGGUCAGCAAAGGUCUACCUUUCUCUCUGAGCCCCUGUCAGUUUUAGAACUGAAGGAAUCCUCUCAGAGGGGAGACAAAACGCCUUCAAGGGUCUUAACCAAGUCCAGUUGGUGCAUUUGCUUUGGCUGGCCAUAACCUGGAUGACCAAGUGCAUCUAAUAAGAUUGAAUCACAGAGACUGUGUUGGUCCCUUGACCCAGACCGCUCAUAAAAAUACAUCCAUCCAUUUUCUACACUGCUUAUCCUGUUGUGUGUUGUGGGGGGCUAGAGCCUAUCCCAGCUGGCAUUGGGUGAGAAGCGUGGUACACCCUGAACUGGCUGCCAGUCAAUCGCAGGGCUGACAUAGAGACACUCUCACACCUACAGCCAAUUUAGUCACAAAUUAACCUAACAAGCAACAAGUACUCGGACAGAACCCAUGAAUGCACAGAGAGAACAUUCAAACUCCACACAGGAAGGCCCUGACCAGGAAGCAAACCAGGAGCCUUCUUGCUGCGAGGCCACAGCGCUAUAAAUAUAAAAGGUGUAUGUCACAAAAAUUAAAACUGCAAAUACAUUUUCCCAAAAAGUUGGCAAUAACAUUUGGGCGGUUAAAUAUUAGCUCAUUUGUGUCUAAAUCUUCAAUAGUUAAUUACUUGACAUCACAUAACCAUGAAUAUGUCUUUCUGAACUCUGGCUGUGUCAGGAUCUGUCUGUGUAAUCUUCUCAGGGAUUUAAGCAGAAAAAGAAUGGGCCACAGGAACUGUUACCUACCUUGUCCCUGGAACUAAAGGAUACUUGUACUUUUAGUUGAAAAGCAUCUUAACUGUCCCUUAAGAGGCUAACACUGCAAUGAAUAACUUCUGUUAUUGGCUGUUAAACUACAAUCAGCAAAAAAAUCUUUGUAUAUAUGGCAAAGUUUUAUGAUGAGGAAAUAACUUUAUCAUACACUUUCAACCUUCAGCCAGUGGGAAACACCAACAUGAAUCGUGUUGUAAAAUUGUCAAUGAAAUGUGAGGCUAUCUAACUGUCCCUUUUCUUGGAAAACAAAGUAAUCAUACAUUUUUAGGGAUGUAAUUUAUCAACAAGAACUUGAGUGACAUCAAACACUCCGUAAAACCUUCUGCUUCUCCUCAUCCCUUUGAAUUUUCCCAACUUUUAAAGCAGAUAUUAUUUCAGCUUAUUUUAUAAGGACUUAAACGGAGCUAGAUGUAAGGUUUAAGUUAGCUUAAUGCCUACUCAAAAAUAUCUCAUCUGCUGCAACACCUUAAAUGUAGUGGUGCAUGGACUUAAUUCAAAUGGUUAAUUCAAAUACAAGUUCAUGUAUUUGAAUUAAGCAUAACUGGUUCAUAUUGUUGCACGUCUUGAUUUUAAACCACACGUCCGUGUGCAAAUACAAAAGAGAGCUGUGAAUGCUGCACUUUAUUUUGCAGGACUAUUGAAUAUGAUAUCGAAAUUUUAGUCAGAACAAAUCAUGGAGAAUCAUCAGACAGGCUUUAAUUAUUGAAAUGAUUUACCUAACAUUUGUUGUCACUUUUUAGCAGCUGUAGUCUUAAAUGUUCACUCUUAUGUUAGUCUGUUCUUUGAGCUGGUCUUCAUUGGAAUCACUUGUCCAUAUGCAAAUGUUAAAGUGAGAUAUGGGUGUUAUACUUCCUGAUUGUGCCUGAUAACUGCGAAGACAUUGAAGCUCAAAAUAUACUGUGGCUGUCAGCUUUGUCCAGCAUCAUACUUUGUGAUGUUUUAUAAUACAUUUGAAGUAAAUAAAGCUUUGCAGCUGUCGCUUGACACGUCUUAAGGCAUCAUCUCUGAGUGUGGAGGAGAGAGAGACAUAUGAGUGAAUUGUGAAACUUUCAGUCGGCCACCCAUGUUUGAAGUUAUCUCCAGAUGUAAGCCAGGGCUUCAUGUUUCUCAAGACUUGUUGCUUCAUGCUGAAAACAACUCACUUGUAUUGUUUCAGCUGCACAGAUAUGAAACGGCACUAUCUUUCAUGUUUGCUCCUACAUUUGCAUCCAGAGCAGGUUUUCCUCUAACAAAGAGAACAAGAUUAAAUAUGUACAUGGAGCACAGAGACAACAAGAAUGAAUAGGAAACCAAUCAAUGUCGGAGGACUUUCUGUUUGCACAGCAGGCCUGUUUCUUUGUCUGCUAAGAAUAAUGGUAGUGAAAUUAAAGAGGCCUUUAUUUUCCUGUGUGUGACAGUCCAUCACCUACUGGGGGAUUCCCUGUGACUACCUGUGAAAACUGCAGGCUGAGAGGCUUUAACAGUCAUCACCAGUGGGUGUUUGCUGGAUUACUGCCUCUGCUCUGUGUUGAAAUUAGUGUCAGGGCUGUAAUGAUUGCACUUCCUCUGCAUGGUGUGGUUUUUGGUCUGCAUUUUACUGGCAGAAUGACUUAGCACUGUGGCGUCAUACUAGUAACUUCACUCAGGUAGGAGCAUGUUAGAGUUAAUAACGCUCAGGCUGAUAAGAGCACCUAUAAAAGCCCCUGCCAAGCCCCUGUCUGCAGGCCAAGUUUAAAGGAGCUCAUUGUUUUCUUGGGGUACUUCUGAGUCCCUUUGUUAUCACCGAUUGAAUUUCACAGAAUGGUGUUAACAUAUCAAAGUGAGCUUUGACACCUUAGCCCCUGUGUAGCCACACACCACCAGGAUGGCCGAGUGGUUAAGGCGUUGGACUUAAGAUCCAAUGGACACAUGUCCUCGUGGGUUCGAACCCCACUCCUGGUAAUGAGUGGAAGUUUUAAGCUGUAAAUGGGAGGAUGACUCAUCAUCCUUGGUGCACUUCAGCUCACUUCAUAUGCUCUCCAUAUAUAGAAAUAUCCUGCUGCAUUUGCUCCAACAGAUAAACAAUGCAACUGUGUUUGGUCAAAAUUCUGAGCUUAACAAAUCUUCCAAUGUGCUUUUGGGGGAAAAAAACACAGCAACUGUGAAUUAUUCUUUUCAGCCUGUUAGAAAAACACAGCAGCAAGAAACAAUGACAAAAUUUGGGCAUUUGGUUUCCGACUCAUUGAUAUUCAGUUUAAAAAAAUCAGCAUGAACAAAAAUGAAUGAAAACCCUGUCACAGUUUUACAUAAAGUCUAGUCCAAUUACAAACAUUUAAAAGGCCCAGCUGGUGUUUAAAAACAAAUCCCUUAAGGGGGUCAGAUGGCCGAGUGCAGUGAGCAUCAACUGGCACCCUAGAGGCCACAUCAGGCCCCCUUCAUCUUCCCACCCGGCCCAGAGGACAUUGUUAAAUUCAGAACACGUGCAGAGGAGAAAAUGUGUUGAUAUGUUGACUCCCUGCAGCUAUUUAUAAAAAAAUAAACUGAAAUAAAAACAACUGAGGUUGAAAAAACUUGUCCAGGUUUAAUGUUUAAUCCAUUUUACAGAAAUCUACCUGUCAGUCACAGUUAGCAAAUGUGAUACAUCAUAGUUACAUACUUACCAGUUCAUUUUUGAUUAAAACUGUGGCUUCCAUAAGACUUCAAGCCUUUUCCUGCCUGAGAAAUAUUUAACUAAAUUAUCUCCAUCACCCCCUUGUGGCUGGCUCAAAUAAAGGGACUGAUUCCACCUUUAGAGACUUUAAAAGCGGUUCUGUAAAUGUAAAAUACUGUAUUUGAAAGAAAAUUAAAGUAUUUUUAAAAAAUAGCCCUGAAUUAGACCAAAUGUUUUAUUUAUUUUAGUUCAUUUGAACGUGCGCCCAUCAAGGAAAAA
Cheilinus undulatus (humphead wrasse) is the source of this 6106-nucleotide messenger RNA. It is a transcript of the gene stx11a, whose product is annotated as syntaxin 11a. Gene Ontology annotation, biological process: intracellular protein transport; synaptic vesicle fusion to presynaptic active zone membrane; exocytosis. Lineage: Eukaryota; Metazoa; Chordata; Actinopteri; Labriformes; Labridae. The record is from RefSeq and is a predicted model, not a curated record. The coding region runs from base 155 to 1033 and encodes 292 amino acids. Gene Ontology annotation, cellular component: plasma membrane; synaptic vesicle; presynaptic active zone membrane. Gene Ontology annotation, molecular function: SNARE binding; SNAP receptor activity. The transcript is spliced from 2 exons.